AUGGAUGUCUCAAUGCCGCAAUCACAACAGAAGCACUCGAAAAGCAUGCGAAAGUUAGUUGUUUGGAAAGGAGAUAUUGAAGAAUACAAAGAAAUAUUUGACAUGAUUAAUCAACAAAAAGAGAAGCGAAAAGUAGAAGUCGUUCCCUACGAAAACCUGGACGAGCUGGGCUCUGAUUGGAGUGAAUACACAUUUUUCUGUGGGGAUUUCACUUCCGAUCUGUUUCACACUCUAACAAAUGCUCAAGAUUCGGAUGCCAGUGUACUUAUUGUGGGACCAGCCAUUUUAAAGCAUAAACUACAGACCGCACAGGAUUUCAUGUUAUUGCGUGCGUGUCGGCCUCUCUAUUGUGAAUUAAUGAAAAACGUGACAAUGAAGUUGUCAACGGAAGUAUUGAACAAAAGAGAGCUUGUAGAUAUGGUUCAUUUUAUGGGUGGGAGCGUCCGAAAAGAUACCGUGCAACGAACGAAUGUUUUUAUCGCGGCAAAGGUGGAAGGGAAAGUUCAGUCGAUGACACUGGUUGGAGUCCCGACAUUGCGGGCUGAUUGGAUAACAGAGUGCUGGAAGAACCGGGACGAUCCCUACUUUGACGUUUUUGAACAGGAUUUCAUUGAUAAGCAUAGUCUCGGAGUUUUCGAAGGUCUCCGCCUAUACUUCCAUGGUUUCAAAAAGGAUGAGAUCGACGAUAUGAAGAUUAAUUUCAACAAUACAAAGGGAACACUCGUUGAUGAUCCGUCAAAAGCUACUCACGUAGUCUAUAAUACAAUAAAUGACGACAUCGAGCCAUUACCGGUUGCUUCAAAUCGAGUACACGUUACUCAGGAGUGGUUCUGGGUAAGCCUGCAUCGAGGUUGCUGUGCGUUGGAAGACAAUUUUGCACUUCCAACUGGAAGUCUUCUCCGAAAAUCACUUGACUACAGGGAUAUCAAUAGUCCACUCGGAAUAUCUUCUCGUUCGAACAAUUCGAGAUCUUUGUCAUCGAUGCGAGACUGCAGUGGAGAGGGACCGUCUUCGAACAUGACGCCUGAUUACGUAUACUCAAACGAUGAUGAAGAAAACAUAUGCAAGUCACCACGUCAGCCCUCAAAACGACUACGAGUGUGCAUGGAAAUGGUGGAAACAGAGAAGAACUAUGUGGAUCUGUUGAAGCUUGUUGUCAAGUUCAAACAGGCACUGGAAACGGAGAUUUCGCAGAAUGAGUUCAUGAGAAGAACAGACGUUGCGAUGAUCUUUGGAAGGUUUGACCCGAUUCUUGAGCUCCACGAGAAAAUUUGCGAGAGGCUGACUACGGUUUUAAAUGAGGCAAACAAUCUUCUCUCUGCUGCAAAUGGGAGUAAAAACGAUGAUAGAAACCUCGACUUUUCUCAAGUUUGGAUUGAUGCGAAAGAAGAAAUGAAGAGAGCAUAUCCACAAUAUCUGAACUCUUUCGAUAACAUCAGAGGAUUGUUCGAUAAACACGACAAGGAGAACUCGAAGUUUCACACUUUUUGUAAAGCGAAAGAAAGCAGUCCCGACUUCCACCGAUUGAAACUGGCUGAUUUAAUGAUCAAACCAGUUCAACGUCUGCCGAGUGUUGUUCUUCUCCUCAAUGAGAUGGCAAAGAAAUCCGAUUCGAAGCUGAAGAGUACAGCUGAGCUGGCAUCGAAGGCCAUUGAUGAGGUCCUCAAGACCGCAAACAAAAUUCUUGAAAAGAACGACAACCUUAUCUGCCACUUCAGCAAGUUCACAGACAUUGAGAGUAUUCCGCCGAUCCUGGUUGCCGCCAACAGAAUGUUCAUUCGUGAGCUUGUUGUUUCGCCAAUUGCCAGCACAUCGUCACGACUGAGUCAAUUUCCUAAAAUGAAGCUCUUUUUGUUUCAUGAUGUGCUAGUUAUCACCAAAGUUCGAAGUGAGAAGAAUGCAAUGCAGAGGUUCGCUAGACAUGCAUCUUUUGUCAGUCUUCAAGCAAAAAAAAGAAGACCGUAUAAAUAUAUUGAUCAUAUACAACUGACUACAAUGCGCAGUGCAUUUCGGAUUCGAGCAUCGGACGAUGUUUCCAAAUUCCUCGAAGCACGAAGUCAUGUUCACGACAUAUUCGUGUGGUGUUUGAUCCAUCGUGAUGAGCAGGGAGGUGAUACUGAAACAGUAUUCGAAUCGACGGAUAGCAAAGAAGUUCGAGAUUUUCUCGACGACAUUCAUUUGAAAAUUAUGAUCAAUUGCGGAAGAGACUUCUUCCUUCCUGAUCUAUUCGAAGUCAAUGAUCUUAAUGAUGCCCAGGUGGCUGAUUUGACAAAUCGAUUUUUCAGAAGACUUUGUGGAUCAAAAGUUCAGAAUGGACACGGCAGUCAAAUGAGCAUUACGGAAUUGUCGCACAACGAGACGGUGAUGGGACCACCAAAACUACAGAGCCGAAUGAGAAGAGCUCUCAGUAACGCUCAGAUAACAAUAACCAGCACUCUUGGAUUUGGCAGAAAUCGGAAUAAUUUUACACGAAUCAACGAAAAUGCAUCUUUCAUGACUUCACCUCGAGUUUCUUGUGAUCCAGCUGCUUUGGCCAAGGUGACAUCUAUCGGAAUGCCUGGAGAAAACAGUGCUUCAACUCCAAAACGUGGACACCGCGCUCCACUCACUUCGGCUACAUUCAAUCGAACUGGAGCUCAUGGAAGAAGCAGACAGACAUACGUAUUAUCUCACUCGGAGCAGGAACCGCCUCGCUCAUGA
Caenorhabditis remanei is the source of this 2700-nucleotide messenger RNA. RefSeq lists its product as uncharacterized. Lineage: Eukaryota; Metazoa; Nematoda; Chromadorea; Rhabditida; Rhabditidae. Gene Ontology annotation, cellular component: cell cortex; nucleus. The record is from RefSeq and is a predicted model, not a curated record. Gene Ontology annotation, molecular function: guanyl-nucleotide exchange factor activity; GTPase activator activity. The transcript has 16 exons. The coding region runs from base 1 to 2700 and encodes 899 amino acids. Gene Ontology annotation, biological process: mitotic cytokinesis; regulation of cytokinesis, actomyosin contractile ring assembly; nervous system development.